Messenger RNA from Adelges cooleyi (spruce gall adelgid), 705 nucleotides. RefSeq lists its product as uncharacterized. Lineage: Eukaryota; Metazoa; Arthropoda; Insecta; Hemiptera; Adelgidae. The record is from RefSeq and is a predicted model, not a curated record. The coding region runs from base 1 to 690 and encodes 229 amino acids. The transcript is spliced from 11 exons.
AUGACAGCGGACUAUGCAAAUUCGGUUUACACUACAAACAAAUACAUCAAAGAGGUUUUUGAUAGAGAUCCUACUAUAUUGAAGACUGCAAUUUCAAAUAUUAUUGAUGGAGAUAAAACGUUCGAGACACUUAAUGUGAUGUUAGCUAUACCGGACAAAGCAAAUUACUGGUUUUCAAUUGAACAUGAUGACUCAUUUAUUAACAACUUACCAGAACAUAUUGCCAUAGCUGAUCAGGAGGCAGUGCAACAAGCAAUAUCCCAAGUUACAGAUAUCCCUGUGCCUCAACUUGGCCCGAACGAAAAUUUUGAGAAUGAUUCAUUAGCACAGCUUGGAGAAGCCAGAAGACGUAUAACAGGAGAAGUUACAAAAAAUGUACUUAUCGAAGCAAUAAAUGAAGGAACACCAGAAUUUCCCAACCUUGACGAAAUAUGCAUUCUAAUAGGUUUGCUUCGAAGUAUGGAACGCCCAGAUACGUACAUAAAAACCGCUAGUGUUGAUCCAGCCGGCUACGAAUGUAUAUUAACUUCACAAAAUGGCAAUACAUUCCAAUACAGAGCUCAUCACGGCUAUAUUGCUGCUGUAAGACCAGUAGGUGGUAAUCGUGUUGGAUAUGUGGAUGUUUUGAGUGAGCUACUCAGCCCUUGGUUUUAUUUCUAUAGUUAUCGUUCAACAAACCAUCAUUCGUAGCUAUUUUAUAAAAAG